Chanos chanos (milkfish) is the source of this 800-nucleotide messenger RNA. Its product is annotated as ubiquitin-conjugating enzyme E2 A-like. The record is from RefSeq and is a predicted model, not a curated record. NCBI's taxonomy places the organism in Eukaryota, Metazoa, Chordata, Actinopteri, Gonorynchiformes, Chanidae. The transcript has 6 exons. Bases 61 to 519 code for a protein of 152 amino acids.
AAACAAUUAUAACAAUUCCAUCGUAUGUUUCUGUAUUAGGUCAGUUCUCUAUCUACAACGAUGUCUACACCAGCAAGAAGACGACUAAUGCGGGAUUUUAAAAGACUUCAGGAAGAUCCACCGGCCGGUGUUAGUGGUGCCCCGUCCGAAAACAACAUUAUGGUGUGGAACGCAGUUAUAUUUGGACCUGAAGGAACUCCAUUUGAAGAUGGUACUUUUAAGCUGACAGUAGAGUUUACAGAAGAAUACCCCAAUAAACCACCAACAGUGAGAUUCACCUCAAAGAUGUUUCACCCAAAUGUUUAUGCAGAUGGCAGUAUAUGUCUUGAUAUUCUUCAGAACCGCUGGAGUCCCACGUAUGACGUUUCUUCAAUUCUGACAUCUAUCCAGUCUUUGCUGGAUGAACCAAACCCAAACAGUCCAGCAAACAGCCAAGCUGCUCAGCUUUACCAGGAAAACAAGCGAGAGUAUGAGAAACGUGUGUCAGCCAUUGUUGAGCAAAGCUGGAGAGACAGUUGACCGGUCACUCAUCCUUCAUUCCUGCCCUGAGAACAGCAAACCUUGAGUGUUUUUUUUUGUUUUUUUUUUAGUUUAGCUGUGUGUUUGCUGGGACAUCCCCCCCCCCUCUCUCUUAUUCUUUGACACACAGGUCUCCUGCACUUUACCCACCCACGCGCCCCCGAUCCCCACUCAUCCUUCCAACGGUAUUGGAGAACUUUUACUCUUUCCAGUCUGGAGCGCUCUACUUACCCUCUGUUGAAGUAACCAAAUAAGGUGAAUCUGAAUGAUGAUGAUGAUGA